GUGACAAGUCGCUAGUGCAAAUGAGCGCACCGCUCGCCGCCACCACCCGCGCCCGCGCCCCCCGCGCCUGAUGUGGCUGGGCGCCUGCGCCGCGCUGGCCGCGCUGGCCGCCGCGCGAGCCGUCGAGAACGUCACCGUCGUACGCAUGCCGGUGUCGCUGGAGGAGCUGCACACCAUCACCGUCGACGCCAAUACAGAGUUUAUAUUGGAUUUUAUACCGAAUGCGGAGCAGAGCCGGUGGCCGACGCGGCUGUGGGUGAGCAGCAGCGGCGGCGACAUCGCACGCCCGCUGCUGCUCACCAUCCGGCAGAAGGCAGGCGCCAGCACGUGGCAGCUGCCGCAGCAGGUGCAGGGCCGGCUGCUGUUCCAGGUCGAGCGCACGCUGUGUCCCGACGACAGCGUGCUCAGCAACUCCACGGAAUGCGUGAGCGAGGAGGAGCUGCGCGCGCCGGGCUGGUUCUCGCUGCACGCGGUGUCGGCGUGCGCGCGCGCGCUCCACGUGCAGCUGCGCGCCACGCCGGCUCGUGAUUGGCGCCUCGCCUUCCAGCAGCCGCAAGACACGCUGGUCACGCCGGAGGCGCCGCGCGUGCACUACUACGCCUUCGACGAGGAGCAGGAGCAGGUGCGCCUCGUCGUCAGCUCCGACGAUGACGUCUGCGCCACCGUCGCCGUGCAGGACUACACGUGUCCCAUAACGGAGACUUUAGACGAGUUAGCUCUAUCGACAUUACGAAUGACCGUCCAACGCUCGGGAGCCGUGCAACUGUCGCGGAGCCGGUUCCCUCGCGGCUUCUACGUGGUGGUGGUGGUGCACCAGUCGGACGAGGCGUGCGCGGGCGAGCAGCCCGAGCAGGAGGACUGGCUGUGGGAGGCGGCGGUCUACGGCGCCGAGCACACACAUCACGAGACAACGCGCACCAAGCUCAUCACGCUCGACACACGGCCGGCGCUGACGCGCGCGCAGUACGCGGUGGCGGCGGGCGCGUCGCUGGCGGUGUUCGCGUGCGUGUACGCGGCCUUCGGGCUGCUGGUGCUGGCGCAGCGCUGGCCGCGCUUCGGCCGCCUCGUGGCGCCGCGCGCCGUGCUGCGCGACCCGCCGCGUACCGAAGAAACCGCUGUUGAGUCUCAGAUAGACGCCAGCCAGCUCACCACAGGAACGCCAGCACGACGGAAACGAAGAUCCUCAGACGCGACAUUCGACAGCAGCGAUAACAGCGACUCGGACGAGUCUGACGAAGAGAGCGCCCCGUCCCCCGCGUCCGCCGCGUCCUCCGCUCGUAACGGGGGCCCGCCCGCCGCCGACGCCGCCGACAGCCCCGACGGCGACGUCGGCAGUCCCACCAAUGGCAACAGCGAUCCCCCGACCGUGUUCGUGAUCCCGUCGGGCGGCGUGAGCAACCGCGGCUUCGCGCCGUCCACGCCGCUGGACGGGCCGCCCGCGCCCGAGCCGCCGGUGCCGCUCGACGUCGCCAACGGACAGCCGGCGCCGGCCGCCGGCGAGGAGCAGCAGGCGGCGCGUCCGUUCGGGCUGCCGGCGCGGCUGCGCGUGGCGGCGCUGGCGCGGCGUCGUGAGCGGGUGCUGCGCGCGCGCUCCGACCGCUACCUCACCACGCUCGCCACCGUCGCCGUGUUCUACGCGCUGCCCGUCAUACAGUUCGUCGUCGCCUUCCAGAUCGUGAUGAACCUGUCGGGCUCGCUGGACCUGUGCUACUACAACUUCCUGUGCGCGCACCCGGCGGGGCAGCUGGCGGACUUCAACCACGUGCUGUCCAACGCCGGCUACCUGCUGCUGGGCGCGCUGUUCCUGCUGCAGCUGCGCCGCCGCCAGAGCCUGCGCGCGCGCCUGCCGCGACACGAGGAGUACGGCAUCCCGGCGCACUACGGGCUGCUGGCGGCGCUGGGCGCGGGCAUGAUGGUGGUGGCGCUGCUGUCGGCCAGCUACCACGUGUGCCCCAACCGGCUCAACUUCCAGUUCGACACGGCGUUCAUGUACGUGCUGGCGGUGCUGAGCAUGGUGAAGAUCUACCAGUCGCGCCACCCCGACGUCAACGCGCGCGCGCACGCCACCUUCGGCGUGCUGGCCGUGCUCAUCGCCAUCGUGGUGUGGGGCGUGCUGGGCGGCGGCGCGCUGUUCUGGGGCGUGUUCACGGUGCUGCACGUGUUCACGUUCCUGCUGCUGUCGCUGCGCAUCUACUACCUCGGCCAGUUCCGCCUCGAGAAGGAGACGUUGUCCCGCGCGGCGCGGGGGCUGCGGGCGCUGCCGGCGCGCGGGCUGCGGCCGCUGUACUCGGCGCGGCUCGUCAUGCUCGUCAUCGCCAACGCCGUCAACUGGGCCUUCGCCAUCUACGGGCUGUUCAUGCAGAGCACGGACUUCGCGUCGCACCUGCUGUCGGUGCUGCUGUGCAACACGCUGGUGUACAUGGGCUUCUACCUGUGCAUGAAGCUGCUGCACGGCGAGCGGCCGCGCUGGUACGCCUGGGGCUUCCUGGGCGGCGCGGCGGCGGCCUGGGCGCCCGCGCUCUACUUCUUCCUGUCCGGCUCCUCUGACUGGGCCGCCACGCCCGCGCAGUCGCGCCACAGCAACCACGAGUGCCUCGUGCUGCAGUUCUACGACUCGCACGACCUGUGGCACAUGCUGUCGGCCGGCGCGCUGUACCUGUCCUUCAACGCCAUGCUGACGUGGGACGACGGGCUGGCCGCCGUGCCGCGCACCGAGAUCGCCGUCUUCUAGCCGCCACCCGCCGCCUCCCGCCGCGGCCGCCGGCCUGCCCCGCGCCGCCUGCCACUUAAACCCUAGUUUUACCUGCUCGCCGGGCAGUUCGUGGGAAUACUCUAGGGACUAGAGUCUAGGCAA
This is a messenger RNA of Ostrinia nubilalis (European corn borer), 2854 nucleotides long. RefSeq names its product SID1 transmembrane family member 1-like (gene Sir-3). The transcript has 20 exons. Lineage: Eukaryota; Metazoa; Arthropoda; Insecta; Lepidoptera; Crambidae. Gene Ontology annotation, biological process: RNA transport. Gene Ontology annotation, molecular function: double-stranded RNA binding; RNA transmembrane transporter activity. Gene Ontology annotation, cellular component: lysosome; plasma membrane. The record is from RefSeq and is a predicted model, not a curated record. The coding region runs from base 71 to 2731 and encodes 886 amino acids.